AUGCGUUCUUUCACGGUAUCUGCUACUGUGGCUAUCGCCCUGGCGUCUUUCGCCAACGCAGCUCCUAUUAGUCCGAUCCCGGGGUUGACCGAGCUCCAAGCCUGGGAAACUAUCUUUUCUGACCCAAAUGUUAACCGGACAGACUAUGGACUUUCUCAGGCUGAGCAGCACGAGCGAUAUAGGGAGAGCUGCCACAAAGUUUGCGGUAUGGUCAUUCAGCUUAUCGCCAAGGAAGGCUGCGACUCUGGUUGGGAAGGACACGAGAAAAGUUGCGAAACUUGCUUUUACAAUCGCUUCAAGGAUGGCUCUGAAUUCAGGGAAAAGUGGGGAAAUGGCUUGAAAAAAGCUCUCGGCAUGUGCGGUGUCCAAAUCCCCGACGAAAUCCCUGAAGAAAAAGACGCCGACGGGUGCCUUGUUGAAAAGCCAAGUACUGCAAAGCCCGAUGUUGCAAAGCCAGAUACCGAGAAGGCAGAUACUGAGAAGCAAGAUACUCAGAAGCAAGAUACUAAGAAGCAAGAUACUGAGAAGCAAGAUACUCAGAAGCAAGAUACUCAGAAGCAAGAUACUGAGAAGCAAGAUACUCAGAAGCAAGAUACUCAGAAGCAAGAUACUCAGAAGCAAGAUACUCAGAAGCAAGAUACUCAGAAGCAAGAUACUCAGAAGCAAGAUACUCAGAAGCAAGAUACUCAGAAGCAAGAUACUCAGAAGCAAGAUACUCAGAAGCAAGAUACUCAGAAGCAAGAUACUCAGAAGCAAGAUACUCAGAAGCAAGAUACUCAGAAGCAAGAUACUCAGAAUGCUGAGAAGCCAAGUGCUGAGAAGCCAAGUGCUGAGAAGCCAGGUGCUGAGAAGCCAGGUGCUGAGAAGCCAGAUACUGAGAAGCAAGAUACUGAGAAGCAAGAUACUGAGAAGCAAGAUACUGAGAAGCAAGAUACUGAGAAUUCAGCCGCUCAGAAGCCGGAUGCUGAGAAGCCGGAUGCUGAGAAGCCAAGUGCUGAGAAGCCAAGUGCUGAGAAGCCAAGUGCUGAGAAGCCAAGUGCUGAGAAGCCAAGUGCUGAGAAGCCAAGUGCUGAGAAGCCAAGUGCUGAGAAGCCAGGUGCUGAGAAGCCAGGUGCUGAGAAGCCAGGUGCUGAGAAGCCAGAUGCUGGACAGCCAAGCACUGAAUCUAAAGAGACUGAAGCUGGGGAUAGCACGGGUCCUCAAAAAGAUAUCAGCAAGUAUGAGUGUCACGCUGCCUGUGGUACGAUUUCUACUCAAAAUUACCUCCAUAUGUUAAAGGACAACUACUAA
Molecule: messenger RNA, 1290 nt
Organism: Metarhizium acridum CQMa 102
Lineage: Eukaryota; Fungi; Ascomycota; Sordariomycetes; Hypocreales; Clavicipitaceae
Source: RefSeq, a predicted model, not a curated record